ACGAAGUAUGAAGUAUAUCACAAAAGUAUCUGAACUCUGGUGCGAAUCCUACAAAAACAACCAAAGUUUUGAAAUUAUAUUCUGCCAAUUUAUUAUAAUUUAAAUUAAAUAAAAUAAAUUACGUUUAAUUAUUAGUUACAAUAAAGAAGGUUUAAUAAUUUAUGAACAUCUUAACUGUCAAGAACUAUGACGUCAACUGAAGGAAGAAAUGAAUGCUACAAAAAACAGUCAUAUUUAUCUUGGAAAGAUUACUUUAUGUCUGUGGCUUUUCUUUCGGCGAAACGUAGUAAAGAUCCAUGCAGUCAAGUGGGUGCUUGUCUAGUUAAUGAAGACAAUAGAAUUGUUGGAGUGGGAUAUAACGGAUUUCCCAGAGGCUGUAGUGAUGAUGAAUUCCCCUGGACCAAAGAUGAAGGGAAUACCUUAAACUCCAAAUAUUUAUAUGUGUGCCAUGCAGAAAUGAACGCAAUUCUCAACAGGAAUUCGUACAAUUUGAAAGAAUGCACUUUAUACGUUGCACUUUUUCCUUGCAACGAGUGUGCUAAAUUAAUAAUUCAGUCAGGAAUAAAAACCAUUUUUUAUGCGUUUUGUAAGAACGCUGACGAUGUCAGAAUAAUUGCUUCAAAGCGAAUGUUUGAUGCUGCAAAUGUUAAGUAUAGUGAGUAUAUUCCAAGUGCAGAAAAAAUUGUGAUAGAUUUCACUGCUAUUAAUUUGGAUCAAGUUGAUCAGUUGCCGCCGUCUCCACAAAGGAAGGAUGAAAGUGAAAAACAUUCUCUUUGCCAGUCACCGCUGUUAAAUAGAAAUGACUUAUCUCUCUGUGAUAAAUUCCAAAGUGACUUGAAACUAAGUGAUAUCAGUGAAAAGAGGCAAUCAUUUUUAUCGUGGGACGACUAUUUUAUGGGAAUGGCGUUUCUCGCUUCCAUGCGAAGUAAAGAUCCUCAUACACAAGUUGGCGCUUGCAUUGUUAACGAAGAUAAAAUAAUUGUUGGAAUAGGUUAUAACGGAUUUCCUCAGGGGUGUAGUGAUGACGAAUUUCCAUGGACAAAAAAUCAACCUGACAUGUUGCAGUCUAAAUUUCUCUAUGUUUGCCAUGCGGAAGUGAAUGCAAUUUUGAACAGAAAUUCGGAAAAUCUUAAAAAUUGCACAAUUUACGUGGCUCUGUUCCCGUGCAACGAAUGUGCUAAAAUAAUAAUUCAGGCUGGAAUAAAGAAAAUUUUAUUCUUAUCUGACAAGAAGGCACACAAAAUUGGGACAAUCGCUUCAAAGAAAAUGUUGGAUGCUGCAAAUGUGGAAUACAGGCAAUACGUACCCAAUAAUUUACUGAUGGAAAUUGAUUUUCAACAAAAUGGAAAUUAAUAUCUAACAAAAGGCUUUUAUUCAAAAGUACUGUUGAUCCUUCAUAUUCAAAGUGUCGCCAGUUUAUUGACGCUUUAAUAACUUGGAUUCGCAAUCUCAAAAUAUAUAUUCUCAAAGAGUGUAGUAUUUUUUUUACCAAAAAGUUUAUAAAUCGAAAGUGAGUUUUCUCAUAUAUACGAACGAUGAAGAAUUAAGAAAGAGUUAAAUAUUUAAAUAGAUUUUAUUAUUAUUAGUUAAUAAUUAAUGUCAAUGUGUUCAACGAACUCUUGUAUUUUUAAGGUAUUGGAUAUUUUCAAAAAUAAAUUGGAAUUAGUAUUUUUGCAAAUUUAAUGAAUUUAGAAAAAGAAAAAUUCGAGUUUCUUAUUGUUAGGAAAAUAAGGAACGGCAAAAAAUUGGAUAAUAUUACAUUAAUAUAAUGUUUUUUUAUGUUUUCAAAAUAAAUCAUUUUAUUAAAUGAGAAAUGUAAAUAUUUAAAAAAUAUUUUGUACCAACGAGAAAAUUUAGAAUUAAAGAUGAAAAUAUUUAUAUUUUUA
Molecule: messenger RNA, 1886 nt
Organism: Leptopilina heterotoma
Lineage: Eukaryota; Metazoa; Arthropoda; Insecta; Hymenoptera; Figitidae
Product: deoxycytidylate deaminase
Exons: 8
Coding region: 187-1353 (388 amino acids)
Biological process (GO): dTMP biosynthetic process; dUMP biosynthetic process
Cellular component (GO): cytoplasm
Molecular function (GO): dCMP deaminase activity; zinc ion binding
Source: RefSeq, a predicted model, not a curated record